Messenger RNA from Ilex paraguariensis (yerba mate), 852 nucleotides. The record is from the annotation of a GenBank genome assembly. Lineage: Eukaryota; Viridiplantae; Streptophyta; Magnoliopsida; Aquifoliales; Aquifoliaceae.
AUGAGACCUGAGGGUGGUAUGGAUGACAAUCUGCUGAAGGUAUCGUCAAAGAGGUUGAUGGGCAGAGUUGCAGUUAUAACUGGUGGUGCAAGAGGGAUUGGAGCAGCCACAGCAAAACUAUUUUUCGAUAAUGGGGCCCACGUUGUCAUCGCGGAUAUACUGGAUGAAUUGGGUUCGACUCUCGCUGAUUCUAUAGGAGGCCGCUACAUACACUGUGAUGUAGCCAAGGAAGCCGAUGUGGAAUCAGCAAUCAAGCUUGCACUAACAUGGAAAGGGAAACUAGACAUUAUGUUCAACAAUGCUGGCAUUGCAGGCCCUGGAGGGAGCAUCACCAACAUCAAUAUGGAACAUAUGAUGACCCUAAUUACUGUGAACGUAAAUGGCGUUGUGCAUGGAAUAAAGCACGCUGCACAGGCAAUGAUCACGGGUCAAAAAGGAGGCUCAAUCAUAUGCUCGUCGAGCUCAGCAGCCAUUAUGGGAGGACUAGCAUCACAUGCCUAUACAUUGUCGAAAGAGGCUAUUCUUGGGAUAGCUAAGAGUACAGCAUGUGAAUUGGGGGUCCAUGGGAUUCGUGUGAACUGUGUCCUACCACACGGUGUGCCCUCCGAGAUGCUGGUGAGUGCCUACCGGAAGAUUCUUGGGAAGACCGAUCUGAGUCCUAAAGAGGUGAGUGAGAUCGUGGCCGAGAGGGGGAGUUUGCUGCGAGGAAGAGCAGCAAGCAUGGAAGACGUUGCCCAAGCUGUAUUGUUUCUAGCUAGUGAUGAAGCUGGAUACAUAACAGCCCACAAUCUUGUUGUUGAUGGAGGAUAUACUUCUGCUUGCAGUCAGAUGAGUUUCAUCUACCAAAGCUAA